CAACCCUGCACCUCCACAUUUGAAUUUUGAUUUCAUUUUGUCAAAAAAAAAACCGCCGAGUUUUCAUGGCUGCACGAUAAACGUGCAAAUUAUAUUCUUUUAUUCUAAAACUUACUCGGUUUUAACUUUUAUGGCAUUAUAUUAAGUUCAAAAAAUGGGUGACGAUUUUGUUCAAGACACUGAAAAUACUCAAACUCAAACGCAAAAUUCGCAGCUUGAUUGGAGUCAACCGGCCGCAUUUCCUAUUCCGAAUAUUUGGGGAAGGCUCUAUUCCAUUGCCGGAAAACAAUGUUGGCAAGAUGCCGAAUAUCCAGAAUAUUAUGAUCUUAUUCAACCUGAGUUUUCUCUUGGAAGGGCUCUAAGUUGCACCUUUAUCAUGAAAAAAGACUUGAUCAAAGAAGAUAUUAUUAAAAGCGUUAGCAAGCAACAUUUUGUGAUUAUGAGAGACUUAAAGGAACCUCUCGCUCCUGCUAUAAUCACAGAUUUAUCAUACAAUGGCACAUUUAUAAAUGAUGUAAAAAUUGGGAAAGGGUGCAGCAGAGUUCUUGAUGAUAAUGAUGUGAUAUCAGUAACACAUGUGUUAGCUAAAAUGUUUAAGUUCAAGGAUCUCUUGAAAAAUGAACAAGACAAAGUACCCAUAGAACUAUCACAAAAAUAUUACAUAUCCCGAGUAUUAGGACAAGGAGCCUGCGGCACUGUUAAACUUGUUUAUGAUAAAGUGAAAUGUACUAAAUAUGCCAUGAAAGUUAUAAAGAAAAGCAGACUCACAAAUGGACAGAUAAAUCAUUUGAAUGAUCCAAUAAAAAUUAUGAACGAAGUCAGAAUCAUGAAAACUUUGAAACAUCCAUGUAUAAUAUCGACCGAGGAAGUGGUUGACUCUUCUGAUGCAAUGUACAUUGUGAUGGAAUACAUGCAAGGCGGCGAACUGUUUCAUAGGAUCUCGAAGCGCAGUCGCUUGUCGGAACGCCACACGCGGUUCUUGUUCAGACAGAUGGUGCUAGCUGUCAAAUAUCUGCACUCACAGGGCAUCACUCACAGAGACCUCAAACCUGACAAUGUGCUAUUAGUGAGUGAGGAUGAUGAUACUAUAGUUAAAAUCACAGACUUUGGUCUGAGCAAGUUCAUGCGAGAAGACAGUUUCAUGAAGACCAUGUGUGGGACUCCGUUGUAUGUGGCCCCUGAAGUGUUGCGAGCCAAUGGCCACAAAAGUUAUGGCCCAGAAGUCGAUGUAUGGAGCUUGGGGGUUAUAUUUUUUGUGUGUCUCGUGGGUUACGUGCCAUUCUCAUCGGACUACUACAAAGAAAUGACACUGCAAGACCAGAUACUCAGCGGGAAUUGCUACAUGUCGCCGGCGCACUGGAAGGGCGUCAGCUUGCAGGCUAAGUUGCUCAUGAAAAGAAUGCUGACAGUCAAUGUCAACAGACGGAUCACUCUUGACCAAAUCCUCAAUCAUUGCUGGAUGCAGGAUGAUGAUGUCAAUCUAAGAAUUGAAAAUUUGCUAUCACUGACCCAACAUACGAGCAGCCAAGCUUCAGCGGAAUUGUCCAGCAACUCUGACGAAGAAAACAACAACAAUGGCCCGGUUGUUUUCCUGAAAACCAUUGCAAACAAUAAGAGAGCAUUAAGCAACAGUUUCAGUUCCUCUGAACCUGUCCCGAAGAAGUUACGAGUGGCUUUGUACCCUAGUGUUGGAAAAAAUGACAAUUCAAGCACGACUGAUAGCUAUUGCUCGCAGGAAUUUACAGACUGACUGGGUAAAUUUUAUAUUGUUACCUGAUACAUAUUUUUAAGGGAAAUUACUAGUUUGAUAUGACUGUUAUUUUAUGUUCGUCUUAUAGUGUUAAAUUUAAAACUUGUGCUAGUCCUGAGUUGGAAUGAGUCUAAUGAAAGUAAACUAAUUUCUCGGAAAUUCUCGGAAAAUUAAGAACUGACAACAUUAAAACAUUCCAGUAUAAAGUAGGUAGAGGAUUUAAAGAAUUGUCUUGUUUUUUUUUUUAGUUUCUAAGAGACUUGACUGAGAACAGGUCCUUACUAAAGGAUUAUAGUUUCAAAUCUCAGGCAGGUACCUCAAUUAUUAUGACAUGUGUAAAAUAGGUGUAGUACAAACUUCUUGUCUAUUCUGAGUAACAUACUGAAUUAACUGCUCAGCUAUUCUAAAUAGGGUUGCCAACCGUACUAUAAUAUAAAGUAUUGUACUAUAUUCUAGGUACGUGUACUAUAUACUGUUGAAGUAAUAUAUAGUACGCAAAAAUACUAUAUUUUGUGAAAGUCCAUGUGACACUCUUAUUUUAUAGAGAAAAAACUCUUGAAAAAUGCAAGAAGUGCAAAUACAAGAAUAUAGAUUUUUAAAAUAAAUAGGCUACAAAUACGAUUACAAUUCCCGAAAAU
Molecule: messenger RNA, 2388 nt
Organism: Bicyclus anynana (squinting bush brown)
Lineage: Eukaryota; Metazoa; Arthropoda; Insecta; Lepidoptera; Nymphalidae
Product: ovarian-specific serine/threonine-protein kinase Lok-like
Exons: 9
Coding region: 155-1750 (531 amino acids)
Biological process (GO): mitotic DNA damage checkpoint signaling; protein phosphorylation
Cellular component (GO): nucleus; cytoplasm
Molecular function (GO): protein serine/threonine kinase activity; protein binding; ATP binding
Source: RefSeq, a predicted model, not a curated record